AGACAAGAAGGAUGGUGCUGUGGCCGAGCUCUGUAGAUGCACACGGCUGGUAACAGAGCAACCGGGACCAAGGGACAACAAGAGCUCAGGAGAAGGGGAGAGACAGGUCGCCCAGAGAGUAGACAAUCCAGGGCUUGAGGAGGCUGGCUGUGCGGUUUAUUUUUUCUCUCCACAAAGACACACACUGUCUAAACUGUGUGACUGGUUGUUAUUAAGAAGCUGCUGCGAGAGGGAAAAAUGUAUUUAAUAAAAGGCCCUGUGUUUAUGGUCUUCUUGGGCUUGCUGUGAGUUCUGGAAAUCUUGAGGUGUGACCAGAUUUCAGCCUUCAGAACCAAGAUGGACUGCCCUUGAGAAGGGGUGGUCAGAGGCAAACAUGUUCACGCUCUCCCUCCUGAGUCGGGGCCACGGGAAGCUGGGCCAGGACAAACAGAAGUUAGAAGUCUACUUUGAACCAGAGGAUUACUUGAACUGGAGGUCCCCAGAAGACUACGUUCCUGUCAGCAAACCUCAAGAUGAGAACAAUGCCAACCAGCACUCCUGGAGCCUCUUUCUCCCUAAAACUUUCAGCACUAGAAAGGGUGCCCUGAUCCUCUACUCAGAAGGUUUAGCCAUUUCGGCAUGGACACCCAAAGAGAGGAGAAAAGACCCCUACUGCCCCAAAGGUCCCUGGAGGAAGUUGGGUCUUGAACUGCACACCCUUCAAGACCUCAAAGAAGCCAUCCUGGCAUAUGGAAGGCAACAGAGACAGCAGGACAGAGCCUGGCAACCAUACCUCCACUUCCGAAGCCAGCUGGAGAGCCAGGCCCAACGGCAGAUCCAGCCGGGACAUUCAGCCAAGAGAUACCUCCGAGGCCUCCUGCGGACUUGGCCCCCAGACGCCAUGUAUAGGCUCUGGUGCGCAGGAUACAUCAAGGAUUCUGUGCUGCUCCAGGACAGUCAACUUAAUGUACCAAAGAAGCUCAGGCCACAACAAGAUCUUUCAGGUGUACCCCCAAAAUACCAUCUGCCUGUCUUCCCUUCAUUUUGGAUUCAACAAGGAAAAUCUUUUGAACAAGGUCAACAGGGCCUGGAUGAAGGGGAAGAUGGAGCUGCUGGACAUGUGGACCAGGGCCCUCUAGCCAAGAACCAUGGCAGUCAGGGGACUCGCUUGCCACCACUCAGGAAGCAGCCCUGGCAGGAAGACGAAACGCGGGCAGAGGACACGUCAAUAGAGAAACACCUUCGUUUAUAUGCUUCAAAGGAAAGAUACAAUGAAAAGACACAGCAAACCUCCAGGAAGGCCUUUGGGCAUGGCCACAUCGAUUACUCUUGUCUCCCAAGUGACAAAUCCCACAUCACAUUCUGUGGAGGCACUUUCCCUAAUAGGAAGGCAGAUCUCAACGAUAAACAAAGGAAUGUGAAACUCCACAAGGCCAGAAGUGACCACUUGUUACAGGCGCUUCCUGCUGAAAGAUGCCUCUUCCCUCCUGUAGCAUCUGCCACUGGCUCCGGAAUAAUCACCCCUGGAGAAGUGAAGAAGAAAAAGGCACCAAAGGCUUUGAAAUUACCUCCUAUCUCAGAAGAACCACCCAGAGUCUUGGAGCCCCUGAAGAGCCAAUUUAAAGCCAAUGAGCCCCCAACAGAGCUCUUCAUCUUCCCAGUGGAGAUUCAUUACCACAUCCAACACCCGCCAAAAGAGAAAGCCCACAAAAGAGGUGCUCCACACCCUAAGUCAGAACCAGAAAGAAGCAAAGAAGCCAGGCCUGUGUGGAAACCUCCCCUAAAGCAUGUGUCCUUAGAAAUGCCACGGGAGUUAACGGUGCAUCUCCCAUUGGACCCGGGCAGGGACACACUCUCACCUCAAGAUGAUGAUGCCCCGCCCCACGAUGUGGCCCCACAAUUGGAUCUUCUACCCCCGAUUAAAGGGAAAAAAAGUCCCGAGAGCCAGAAGGGCCUGGAUAGCCCUAGGACAUCAGGCCGCAGCAGCCCCCCAUGUCUCCCGCACAUGACAGCGCCCAGGAGGGCACUGCCAGCAGCUCAAGAAGAUUCCAGCGACCCCACACUGGGACACUUCUUGCUGGGUCCAGAUGGAGAAAAAGUCUGCCUGUCCCUCCCAGGGCAUACCCAAACCGAGGCGCUUCCAUCGGGUAAAGCCUAUGAAUCUGUCAAUUCAAAUAUCAGCCAUGAAGAGGAAGGGCCUAGUAGUCAGCAUUUCCUAACAGCAAACACUGAACCUAGAGCCAACCUUCACAUGAAUCUUUAUGAAACCUCACCAUUGACCCAAACAACAGAGAAUCAGGGAGCCCAGCAGUCCUUGGAGGCAGCAGCUCAGAAGACAGAAGAGCCUCAAAGUUGUACAAAUAAAGGGCUGAUAUGUUCAAACAGAAAAGAAUUUUACACACGCAAGCUGCACAUCGACAUGACGCCGUUCCUGAAGGAAAGUGGAAAUGCACUGGACUCUCAGGAAGAAGCGGGGAGACCCCUCAGAGAAACUCAUCAUGACAGCCAAGAUUCAGAGCCAAAGAGUAUGACCCCUGACUCUCUCAGGGCUUCUCAAACUGAGCACAUCCGGACCCCAGAGGCAGAUAUUGUGCAAAAGGUGGGCAGAGAUUAUGAUAUACACCACCUACACAAAGGACUUCUGGGAUACGGGCCUGAGUCACCCAAGAAGUUGAGCGCUGUGUAUACAUCUCUUCUUCCAAGAGAAAGAGAAGGGAAGGCUGAACCAAGACUAUUUGGCCAGGAGACAUCAGCCAGCAUCAGUCAUGAGAGGGAUUUGAUUGACAAGUCCAAGAGAAAGAAAAGACCCAAGAAAGACAAAACCAAAGGACCCAAAAGGGAGAGAGAAGGAAAGGUCUACAGGGAAGCAGAGGCUGCCAUUGGAAAGUCAAAGGACUCAAAGGCUAAAAAAAAAUUAGAAAAAAAAACAAGACCCCAAAGGAAAAGGACACAGAAGGAAAGAAAUCUGGAGACAGCGGCAGAGCUGAGUGGGCCUAAUGUCAACUCUGAGGAAACAGAAGACACCUCAAAUAGAAGUUCCUUCGCUUCAGACUCCUUCGUAGAGGACCCUUGGCUUUCUCCCAAAUAUGAUGCCCAGGAGAGCCAAGUUUCUCUAGAAGCAAGAUCAUCACCCUCCCAGAUUGCAACUGUCACUGGCAACAUGGAAUCUAAAGAAGAGAGAAGCUGUGAGGACCCUUCCAAGGCCCUCCUCACUAAGAGGGAGCAGGAGAAGGCUUCCUGGGACAGGCUUCGAGCAGAAAGAGCCGAGAUGAGGCGGCUGGAGGUGGAGAAGAAGAGAAGGGAGCAGGAAGAGCAAAGGCAGCUCCAGCAGGAGCAGCUGGAGAGAGCCAAAAAGAUGGAGGAGGAGCUGGAGCUGGAGCAGCAGAGACGGGCAGAAGAGAUCCACUUGAGGAAACAGAGACUCCAAGAAGAACAGCAGCGGCAGGAGGAGGAGGAGAGAAAGCAGCAACUCCGGUUGAAAGCAGCCCAGGAGAGAGCCCGGCAACAGCAAGAGGAGUUUCGGAGGAAACUGCGAGAACUACAGAGAAAAAAGCAGCAGGAGGAAGCCGAGAGGGCUGAGGCAGAGAAGCAAAGGCAAAAGGAAUUGGAAAUGCAGUUAGCAGAAGAACAAAAACACCUGAUGGAAAUGGCUGAAGAGGAACGACUGGAGUACCAGCGGCGAAAACAGGAAGUAGAAGAGAAGGCUCAGCUGGAGGCAGAGGAGAGGAGGCAAAAGGAAGAGGAAGCAGCAAGACUGGCUCUGGAAGAAGCCACGAAACAAGCCCAGAAACAAGCCAGGCAAAAAGCUGCCUUGAAGAAACAUCUUCAUUUCCAUCAAGAACUCCAUAAGGAAGCCAGUGGUCUGCAGUGGACACAUAACAUUUCCAGACCAUGGGUUUACUCUUAUUUCCAGUUCCUACAAAUACCCAGGCCUUAAGGCUAGAAGAAAACUAAAAAAUUAGGAUGUUGCAGUCAAGCACCAGAUAAGAGUGGCUUCACUAAACGUUAUCCAAGGUCCCUUCAGAAAUCCGAUAAUCUGUUAAAAUUUUUGUUGUGAAAUGCCUAUUUUAUCAGCACUGCUAAUCAGAUAAGCACAAAUUUAAGUUAACCAUAGCAGAGUGCAACACAUUUAGAA
Rhinopithecus roxellana (golden snub-nosed monkey) is the source of this 4114-nucleotide messenger RNA. Its product is annotated as KIAA2012 ortholog. NCBI's taxonomy places the organism in Eukaryota, Metazoa, Chordata, Mammalia, Primates, Cercopithecidae. The record is from RefSeq and is a predicted model, not a curated record. The transcript is spliced from 24 exons. The coding region runs from base 374 to 3916 and encodes 1180 amino acids.